GGAGCAUCCCCAGGCCCCCCCAGGCGCGGCUCAGCACCAGCCCUGUGCGGAGCUAACGCCUGGGCCCUGCGCAAGGCGGGCGCAGGAGGUGACCCUCGGUGGGCACUGGGCUGGGGGCGGUCAGGGGCCGCAUCCUGCCCGCGCAGGGCCCCAGGCAGGCUCUGGGGCGGUGCUUUGGCGUUAAUCUUUAACCGCGGGUGCCAGGCGGCGGCGGGCAGCGGUGGUGCCAGUGCCGGUGCCAGCGGCCAAGGGCCAGCCCCAGGGCCGCAUCCCACCAUGAGACGAGCAGGGGGGCUCAGCCCAGGGCCCGAGAAGCAAAGCAGCCUCCGGAUGCACCCAAGGGACCUCCACCACCCCCAGGCUGCUGGGAGCCACCGCCCGAGCCCCCCCCCCAGGCUGGGCAUCCAGAGCUGCUGGCCUCCUCCAGCCCGUGCCAGGCACGUCGUCUUUGAGGACGAGCUGAUGCCACUGGGGAGACCCUCAAGGAGGGUUCCCACUGACAAGGAGAGCAAGAAGUCUGUGCCCCCCACCCUGGCACCGCGGCCAUGCACUCUCCCGGAUUAUGUGGUGAGGUACCCAGCGAUCCGCAGCCCCCGGCAGCGGGAGGGCUACAAGGGAGUCUUCCAGGACCAGCUGGCCGAGUACACAGAGCUGCUGGGGCAGGUCCGUGCCACCUGGCACGGGCUGGGUGCCCAGGAGGCUGCUCGACCAGGCAGAACCCCCCCCGAGGGCUCCAGGGGGCCUCUUUCUGCCCCCCAGGGUAAGACCAAGGUGGCCCACGUCUGGCAGGAGCACGGGAGGAAGAAGAGGGUGAGCAGAGGAAGGGCUCAGGAUGGCUUCUCCGUUCUGGGGAGCUUGUGGGGAGGGUGGGGGGGCAAGCCCACAGCCUCCCCCCCGCAGAGGCGAGGAUCCGCCCAGCUGAGCGCGGUCCAACCGGCAGGAUGCGACCCUCCCGGAGCGGCAGCAGCGCUGCCGGUACCUGAAGCUGAAGCUGACGCACAUCAAGGCUCGGAUCCAAGAGUUCGACCGCGACGGCGGCGCCGCCACCGCGCCCCGGGGCAGGAGGACCCCAGGACAAGCACCCCAGGAGCUUGGUGCUGGGAGUGGGCUGGGGGUGCUGUAAGAAUACACCCAGCGCCCUGCCUGUGCCCAGCCAGUGCCCAGCAGGCCAACUGCACCCACCAGGGCAUGGAGGAGGAAGCCACCCACAGGCUCGUGGUGGACAAGGUUGGAUGAGGACCCCAGGAGCUGGGUGCUGGGGCCAGGGUGGUGAUGCUGCAGAGAUGCACCCAGUGCCCACCCGAUGCCCACCCAGCCAACUGGACCCACCCGUGGAGAACGAACCAACAGGCUGCUGCUGCUGGUGGUUUUGGGGUGCUCUGCUGCUCCAUGCCCUGGGGAGCUCCAUGGCCCUGGCAUCUCCCCAGGAAGUGCCCUGGGCGCUGGGUGGGCACUGCCUGUCCCCAGGUGGGUGCCAGGCCCCUGGUUGUGCCCUCAUCUCACUCCAUGUCAAUUCUGGGGACCCUCCCCCCCCUUUUUCCCCCAGCUGCAUAAACGGCCAGACCUGGCGGAAAGAAA
Messenger RNA from Pogoniulus pusillus (Red-fronted tinkerbird), 1578 nucleotides. It is a transcript of the gene OCEL1, whose product is annotated as occludin/ELL domain containing 1. The record is from RefSeq and is a predicted model, not a curated record. Gene Ontology annotation, cellular component: apical plasma membrane; cytoplasmic vesicle; bicellular tight junction. NCBI's taxonomy places the organism in Eukaryota, Metazoa, Chordata, Aves, Piciformes, Lybiidae. The transcript is spliced from 5 exons. Gene Ontology annotation, biological process: bicellular tight junction assembly. Bases 277 to 1236 code for a protein of 319 amino acids.